UAUAAACGAAGAAAGAUGGCGGUUGCUAGGAAGAAGCGAGUUGAUGUUUUGAGUCUUAGUUUAUACAUUUUGUUAAACUGUUAUCUCGUUAUCGGUACAGAUAAUAAUUGUAUACCAAUUACGAGUUGUUCGUGCAUAUUUAAAAAUGGAAGUAUCAUAGAUCUGAGUUCGAUAGCGCCUGCAAAUGGACACGAGUGGUCUGGAAAAGCUAAAAACGAUAAAGAUAAUUCUGAAUAUUUUUUUAAUCCUUGUAAUGUAUUUAACUUGGGUGGUGGUUGCUCACAAGUUACAGUAUGCCAAAAACAAGGUAAUGGUUAUUAUCCUCUUGGAAAAUCAGAUAUGUUGUUUGAAUAUAACUAUACUACCAACAGAUUAGAAAUGAAGUAUCGAGUAAGUGAAAGACUUACGGAAGUUACUCUAAUUUGUUCUGAUGGACCUACAAAAUUUGAAGCUUAUGGAGAAACUAAUCCAGGAUUAUCUCUGACUUAUCUGAUGACACUAUAUUCAAAGUGUGCUUGCCCAGAUGCAUGUGUGCAAUCUAGUGCAGAUGGCUUGUCUACAGGUUCUGUGUUAAUCAUAUUGAUGGUGUGAUAUUUGUCUUGAGUGGUUGUAGAGCUGAAACAACUUAUGAAAGAAUCUAGCAAAACAUUACUUGAAAAGAAACCAUGUGCCUAUAUACAUAUGUAUUUUCUAGUUGGAUCCAAUCUCGCGUCUCAGGAUGAAUGAUUUACAUAGACUUGUACAUAAUGAAUGAAUGAAGAUACUAGCAUAAAUGUUCCCAAUAUUUGAAAAUUAACUAUAAAUCAGUUGGAAUUUUUUGUGAACAUUCAAUGAUUCUUUUUUUUUUAAUAGUAAUUUGCUAUGCACGGAUCAGAUCUGUUUUAAGGAAUAUCAUUGUCCAAUGUGGAACCAACUUUCAGAUUCAAAAAGUUUGCUUUGAUGAUUUUUUCAACCAAAAACAAAGCAAAGUUUUGUAAGACACUUUGAUAAAAAGCUCUCUCAUUUUUAUUAUCAAUGCUAAAAUGGUAAGGUAACUUUUUACUGUGAUAUUACUUAUUGCUUUCAUUAACUGCAUUAUUACUAAAAAUGUAUAGUCUUUGUUAUUGAUAUUCGGAUAUAUUUUAAAAUAUUUGUUUUCUGUAAAUUUUUUAAAAUAAUUAAUCUUAGCAAUAUCAGAAGUUCCAGUAAACACUGAAUACUGUUUCCAUAUAUCACAAUAAUAAUUUAGGGAAGUCAUUUCAAAAAAUCUCAACAUAUCUUUUAAAGUUCUUACGAAUUUUGGACACAUUAAAAUUUUCGUAACCUACUACCUACCUUUUAUUCUUUAAGAUGUCUACUCCCAACUUUGUUAUCAAUCAUUGUUUAAAUUCCAUUGGACCUGAUGGUAUUGCUAUAUUUUAAUAUUUAUUUAUAGAAAUAUAUGAAUGUUUACGGAAAAGCAUUGCAUUUAUUUUUAUUUUGGUAACUCAAUAUUGUCUUUAAAAAAAUUAAAAGAUUUAUGAGACAGUAUUUGAUGUUUCAUUUCAUAAUUUUCUUAAGUUUUGAAAAUCAUUUUUAACUCUCUUAUUAGAUAAAGAUAUUUUAAUACAAUAAUGUGCAUUUGACUGUAAAAUCUUAAGGAACUUGCAAAAAAAGGGAAGGACAAUUACAAAUGAUAUUAGAUGAAUGCAAAAGAAGUCUGGAAAAUAGUUCAAACUGUUUUGGGAUAAUCAGUCAUCUGUUGUUAGACUAUGAUCUAAUUUACCUUCAAUACAGUGAUUGCAUUACAGUAUUUAUUGUUCAAGAAAGUUAACAAUCACUGAGCAUUUAAUUUGUACCCAAAAUACAAAUGGAGUCUCUGGAUAAACAAGUUUUCACUGUAUUUCAUACUUAUAAAUUUAUUAAAUUCAGCAAGCAGGUAAAAUAAUAUAAAUUGUCAAAGAAUUUUUAGCCAAAACAUCUUGAAAAUUGUCUAUGAUUGUAAGGGGAAAUUUCACAAGUUCAUUUUUUUAAAAUCUAUCUAUCCACCUUUAAAUAAAAAUACAGUAGAGCGUCGUUUAUCCAAAAGUCAAUUAUCUGAAAGAAUUCCA
Messenger RNA from Centruroides sculpturatus (bark scorpion), 2069 nucleotides. RefSeq lists its product as uncharacterized. The transcript has 6 exons. Gene Ontology annotation, cellular component: trans-Golgi network. Lineage: Eukaryota; Metazoa; Arthropoda; Arachnida; Scorpiones; Buthidae. The record is from RefSeq and is a predicted model, not a curated record. The coding region runs from base 16 to 591 and encodes 191 amino acids.